AUGAAACUAUUGUACUUGGCCCUCUAUUGUAUUGCCUGCAUACCGCUUGUGCAUGGCCUCUACGAUACUGUCCCUGAUUGCGCAGAGUCCUGUCUUUCACCAGCUCUCGAAUAUACGCCAUGCGCGGCCGCCAACGACACAUGUUUGUGCGACGACAUGAAAUAUAACAUGGCCGUUAUCCACUGCGUUAGGGUUCAGUGCAGCGUCCAACAAGCCCUCAUUACGAAGAACUCGACGUGGACUGAAUGCGGUUUUGCCUUUCACGAUGAAGGAGCAACAAUUCAAUGGGUUCCUUCUUUCUUGUUCGGGGUUCUCUCGCUAUUUUUUGGAAUGCGAUUAGCAACCAAGUGGAUGAAGCUGGCGACAUGGGGAUGGGACGACUGGACCAUUUCGUUUGCAUAUUUCAUGAUGAUUGCGUUCUUAGCCGCAACACUUCUCGCUAGAAGCCAGGGAAUCGGUCGAGAUAUCUGGACCCUCACCGUAGAACAGAUAACAGCUUUCAUCAAGGGCUUUUUCGCUUUCGAAAUUGUCUAUUCCGUGACUCUCGCGGUCAUCAAAGCGUCAAUCCUUUUUCUAUACUUGCGCAUUUUCGGCUCGAUAACAGAGACUUUCCGCCAGAUUCUGUGGGCUACACAAAUCUUUAACGCCGCCGUUUGCAUCACAUUUAUUAUUGUGAACUUCAAUCAAUGCAAGCCGCUCAGUUACUUUUGGCAUGGAUGGGACGGAAAAUAUCCGGGUUACUGCAUCGAUUUAUCGGCUAUGACGCUCUCCCACGCCGCCUUCAACAUCGCCAUGGAUGUUUGGAUGCUUUUACUUCCGUUAACCCAGGUCUACAAGCUCAACCUCCAAAAGAGACAAAAAGCUGGCAUCAUGUCCAUGUUUGGCGCCGGAAUCUUCAUCACCAUUGUCAGCGUCGUCCGACUGAGAAGUGUUUCGUCCUUUAGUCACUCGUGGAACCCAACCUAUGAUUUCUUUAACCUUGCUCUCUGGUCACACAUUGAACUCUGCAUCGGCAUGAUCGUCGCGUGUAUGCCAGCCGCACGAUCUCUUGUCCGACAUCUUUUCCCUGAGCUGCUCUACGCCACUCACAUGAGUUCCGCAAGGCAAUCCAGCAGGGCCACCGGAAACGUUAAAAUCGUGUCCCAGGAUAUCGCAACGAUACCCACGGAUGACAUUCCCGAGAGCUCUACUUCACACACGAAAAGGGGCAAUUCAAAUACCACUUUUGCAUCAGACCGUGUACCUCUGAGAAGGCUUCUUACCAGCGAUAGUUUGAUGGAUGUUUCACCCAGCGAGCACGGAGAUCGUUCCUUAUAUGGGGGAUCACACAAGGGAAGCAAAGUCAGUGAGUGGUGA
Messenger RNA from Colletotrichum truncatum, 1356 nucleotides. RefSeq names its product CFEM domain-containing protein. The record is from RefSeq and is a predicted model, not a curated record. NCBI's taxonomy places the organism in Eukaryota, Fungi, Ascomycota, Sordariomycetes, Glomerellales, Glomerellaceae.